This is a messenger RNA of Physella acuta, 611 nucleotides long. RefSeq names its product kelch-like protein 40b. Lineage: Eukaryota; Metazoa; Mollusca; Gastropoda; Physidae. Gene Ontology annotation, molecular function: protein binding. The record is from RefSeq and is a predicted model, not a curated record.
GUGUACGGACUGACGACAUGUUCUGUGACUUCACGGUUAAGAUCGAUGACGAAUCAAUCAAAUGUCAUCGACUCAUCCUAGCAGGGUGUUCUGAAUUUUUCCAGGCACUUUUCCGAUCGCGUUUACGAGAGGUGACAGAUAACAGCGUUGUCCUGCAUGAUAUUCCAAGUGAGGUUUUUAAGACGAUUUUAAACACACUUUACAGCGGUGAAAUAGAUUUAACUUCAGAGAAUUCUAUCGAAAUAUGGAGGGCAGUGAAUAUGUUGCAAAUCAUGUUCUUGGUGGAAUUAUGUGAGAGUUUUGCUAUUGACGCUAUUGCCAUUGAAACGUGGGGGAACAUAUAUGAGACAGCAGCACAGUUAAGCUCAAAAAGAUGCCUUGAUCAACUGCAUAUAUUCAUGUUAAAAAACUUUGAAGAAAUUAGACAUUCUCCAACCUUUUUAACGAUGUCUGUUAACGAAGUGAAGGAUUUAAUAAAAAGUCAAGAUUUAGUUGUCAGCAAAGAAGAUGAUGUUCUGGAAUCGGUGCUCAAAUGGGUAGCAUAUGUUCCUAAAAUUAUGAUAAACUCAUUGGAGCAGUGGCGCGUAUUUGCCAUAACAUUGCAGCGUUGA